Messenger RNA from Schizophyllum commune H4-8, 808 nucleotides. Its product is annotated as signal peptidase 22 kDa subunit. Bases 184 to 651 code for a protein of 155 amino acids. Gene Ontology annotation, biological process: protein targeting to ER. The transcript has 5 exons. The record is from RefSeq and is a predicted model, not a curated record. Gene Ontology annotation, cellular component: membrane; signal peptidase complex. NCBI's taxonomy places the organism in Eukaryota, Fungi, Basidiomycota, Agaricomycetes, Agaricales, Schizophyllaceae.
CCAUCUUCCUGCUCUUGCCACCAACACGUUCUGUUAGACUGCCUUGUUCGCGGCCUGCUGUUCCCUCCGAGUAUCACAAAGGGCACCGAAACGUCACACCAAGCGACUAUGCACAACGUACUGACCAGAAUCAAUAACCUCUCGGCUUUGCUGUCUUCGUGCUUGAUGGGCCUAGUAGCAGUCAUGGCGCUCUCGUCUGUCCUCCUCGAGGCUAACACGGCUCCACCCAAAGGCUCUGUCUCUAUUCUUGCAAUCAAGUCGGCCCCUGCAAGGACCCCGCACUUCCGCGUGCGCAAUCAGGACGUGACCUUUACCAAGUUUAAUAUCACGGCAGAUCUCUCUCCAUUGUUUCACUGGAACACGAAGCAAGUCUUCGUCUACCUGCAGGCCGAGUACACGAAUUCGCAGGGCGUGCAUAACGAGGUCGUGAUAUGGGACAAAAUCAUUCGCAGCAAGGACGAAGCACGCCUCAAUCUUGUCGACAAGCAUAAGUACGCGUUCCGGGAGUUGUCUACUUCCUUUGAGAACGUCGAACCCGCGUCGUACACCCUCAAGUACAACAUCAUGCCCUAUGUGGGCUUGCUGACUUACGGCGAGGCCGCUCGGACGGCAGAGCCGGUGGCAUUCCCGGAGGUGCAGAGUCUCCAGUAAUCUACCGAUGACAUUCAAUACGAAGGGGGUCACGCUGGGUUGAAUCUGUAUAGAUGGCUCCAUGGACUGCUGUUCCAUGACCUGUACGGGGUGCCCUACACCCAUAACCACGCCUGAUAUCGUGUCGGGCGGGCCGACGCUCUGGAGUUGACGGGCG